GGCAAGGCCCAGCAUGGCGGCGGCGCUCGGCGGACUGCGCGGGUUCCUGGCAGCGGCCGGGCGGGGGGCUCAGGGACGACAGAGCUGCCACCGGCCUGCGGGGCCACCCGUGCCACCGAGGCCACGAGAGCCGGCGGGGCAGCUCCCCGAGGGGGUGGAGUACAUCCCCACGCGGAAGAAGGGCAAGAACCCCAUGAAGCCGGUGGGGGUGGCCUGGGCCAUCGGGCUGCCCAGCGCCAUCAUCCUCUUCCUCCUGGUGAAGAGAGAGGUGGACAAGAACCGCCUGGAGCAGCUCCACAUCCGCCGCAAGAUGCUGGGAGCCAACAACGGAGAGUACAGCCUGUAUGCCCGCACACGCCUCGGCUUCCUCUUCUAUAAGCGGCAGGUGAAGAAGGCCCGCGAGCGCUUCCCCCACGGCCACUCUGUGUCCCAACCCCUGGGCUUCCGCGGGGUGAAAAUCGUGCCCAUCCCCGUGCUCUCCAAUAACUACAGCUACCUGGUCAUCGACACAGACUCUGGCCGUGCAGCCGUGGUCGACCCCUCCGACCCACUGGCUGUUCAGGCUGCCAUCGAAGAGGAGGGGGUGAUGCUGGAGGCUAUACUCUGUACACACAAACACUGGGACCACAGCGGAGGGAACGCGGCGCUGCUCCAGCAGCAUGGCUCCUGCAAGGUGUAUGGCAGCGCUGUCGAUGCCAUCCCUGAGCUCACCCACCCCGUUGGGGACAGGGAGAAGCUGAGCGUGGGCUGCCUGACUUUCGAGGCGCUGGCCACUCCGGGCCACACCGUGGGGCACGUGGCCUUUGUGCUGGAUGCAGGGCCCUUUGGGGGCCCCCCCUGCCUGUUCUCUGGGGACCUGCUCUUCCUGGCUGGCUGCGGAAGGCUGUUCGAGGGCUCCCCUGAAACCAUGCUGGCCUCCCUGGAUGCAGCCGUGGGCUUGGGAGAGGACACGCUGUUGUGGCCGGGCCACGAGUACGCACUGGAGUGCCUGAGCUUCGCCCGCCUGCUGGAGCUGGACAACCCCGCGCUGGAGCAGAAGCUGCUCUGGGCCACGCAGCAGCGGCAGGAGAAGAGGAGCACGUGCCCCUCGACGUUGGGCGAGGAGCGGACCUACAACCCCUUCCUGCGCACGCACCGCCGGGAGCUGCAGGAGGCGCUGGGGCUGCAGCGGGGCAGCGGGGAGCACCACGAUGCCUUCCGAGCCCGCGUCCUGCGGGAGGUGCGCAGGAGGAAGGACCUCUACAAGGCCACUUAGUGACCCUCCCCCCCCACCUCGUGACCCCCCACCUCUGGACGUGGGGGCCUUCCGGACUAUGUGAUUUUUUUUUUCUGCUGUGAAUUCCCCUCCUCCUUAGUCCUGCUGGGAGAUACAGGGCAAGGAUGGACCCCCCCCCCCCCCCAUACGCACACCCCAUGUGUGCACCUCAUAGGUGGUCCCUCCCCCUGCCCCCCCUUCCUACACCAUCCCUUCUCUGGGGGUCUGCCCCCCCCUCCCCCCCGCCCCACUUCUGGGGCUGUAGGAACAGCACUAAGGGCUCUCCUUAUUUUCCCUCCUCCCGCUUUAUGGGAGACCCCAAUUCACCCCCAAGGACCCAACCGGCGCUCAGGGAAUCCCCCAUUCCCCUCAUUACUGUGUCUCCCUUUGGGGGUGGAGGGGCAAGGAGGAAGCCUGGGUGCCCAGCAUUGCCCUGGGGCUCCCCCCACAUCCUUCUCCACCCCCCAUACACUGGGAUGGGGGACACAGUGCUGGGGCUGUGCAGGUAGUACUGCUGUACUGAGGACCAGAUGCCCCUCUACACCCCCCAAAUAAAAGUCUGGAUCGGA
Molecule: messenger RNA, 1824 nt
Organism: Gallus gallus (chicken)
Lineage: Eukaryota; Metazoa; Chordata; Aves; Galliformes; Phasianidae
Gene: PNKD
Product: paroxysmal nonkinesigenic dyskinesia
Exons: 12
Coding region: 14-1255 (413 amino acids)
Cellular component (GO): mitochondrion
Molecular function (GO): hydroxyacylglutathione hydrolase activity
Source: RefSeq, a predicted model, not a curated record